AUGGAGACCAUCCCGCGGGCCUGGGCCUGUCCGAAGCAAGAGGCAGAGCCGGGGUUGCAAGUUUGGAGGCUUUGCGGCAGGUCCCCGGCCCGGGGUCCCCCCGGCCCAGACCCCCCGGGACCCUCCCCAGUCUCCCCCUCCCCACCUGAGCCGAGGGACCCCCGGGAGCUGGCCAAAAAUCUCCCCCGCGCGCUGUGCAAGAGGAGCAGGGCGCAGCGUAAAAGCGAGGCGCGCAGCUCCACCGCGCUGCAGCGGGACCGGCCCCGCCCUCCUCUUGCGGAACGGAGGCCCUGCGGUCACGUGAAUCGGCUCUCCCCUUCCUCCUCCUCCUCCUCCUCCUCUCCCCCCCUCCCCACUCCUGGAGAGAGACGCUCAAGGCUGACGGCUUCAGAAAAGGCAGCGGAGGCGGCCGCCUUAGCCACAGACAGAAGGAAAUUGUCUCCAACCGGUGCAUGCCCCGGGUUCUUUCCCCGGCUAAAGUGGGGGGGGACCCCCAGACACCCAGGCAGAUUCCCGGGAGAUAUUCCGAGUCCCCGCAACCGAUCGGGCGCAGGAGCGGAGCGAGGAGGAAGCCGUCGAGUUUCGCCCGUCGAGGGGGGCGAGGGCUCCCGGGUUUGGGGCCCCCCCCCCCCCCCCGGGGGUCUCCGUGGGCGGAGCGGCGUUGGAGGGCUGAAGACGCGUCGACCAGCCCAGCCUUGCCCCCUCGGAGCCGGCAAAGCCAUGGAAGGCGAACCCGGCGCCCUGCCCGGCCUCGGGAAGUCUCGGAUCUGACGGGGAG
This is a messenger RNA of Ornithorhynchus anatinus (platypus), 778 nucleotides long. Its product is annotated as translation initiation factor IF-2-like. NCBI's taxonomy places the organism in Eukaryota, Metazoa, Chordata, Mammalia, Monotremata, Ornithorhynchidae. The record is from RefSeq and is a predicted model, not a curated record. Bases 1 to 771 code for a protein of 256 amino acids. The transcript has 3 exons.